CUACUCAGUCACACUCCCCUCACUCCCACUUCACUCCACCCCUCGCGCUCCCACUUCAAAAACCUCGCGCCUCCCCCCAUCUUUCGACGACGAGUCGUUCAAACUCCAAACUCCAACCCAAAAACACCGCCCGCGCCUAGCUAGCUAUAUGUGUUUGCGUACGUGCGAAACCAGGUGAGAUUACGUGCGUUUCGCUGUGAUUUCACGUACGCCGGCUGCGUCUCGCGCGCGCGCGCGAUCGAUCGCCGUAUGGAGAGCUACGGGAGGAAGCGGGCGUGGAAGAAGGGGCCGACGAGGGGGAAGGGCGGGCCGCAGAACGCGGCGUGCGAGUACCGCGGCGUGCGGCAGCGGACGUGGGGGAAGUGGGUAGCCGAGAUCCGCGAGCCCAACAAGCGGACGCGCCUCUGGCUCGGCUCCUUCGCCACCGCCGAGGAGGCGGCGCUCGCCUACGACGAGGCCGCGCGGAGGCUCUACGGCCCCGACGCCUUCCUCAACCUGCCCCACCUCCGCGCCGCCUCCGCCGCCGCCGCGCACCAGCGCCUCAGGUGGCUCCCGGCCUCCGCCGCCGCCGCCGCCGCAAGGGGGGGCGCCGCCGCCGUCCCCGCCUACGGCCUCCUCAACCUCAACGCGCAGCACAACGUCCACGUCAUACACCAGAGGCUGCAGGAGCUCAAGAACUCGUCGUCGUCGCCGACCAAGCCGCCGCCGCGUACGCCGACGCGCGCCAACCCGCCUCCGCCGCCUCUCCCCACCUCGUCGCCCUGCUCCACCGUCACCAACAGCGUCGGCUCCGCGGCUCUGCCUCCGCCCAUGUCGUGCUUCCAGGCGCUGGAGCAAGCGAUGGCGGCCACGGCGGCGAUGGAGAGCGCGCCGUGCGACGACGACGCCGCCGUCGUGGGCUUCGGCGCCGACAAGCCCCAGCUCGACCUCAAGGAGUUCUUGCAGCAGAUAGGCGUGCUCAAGGCCGACGACGACGGCGCGACAGGCAAGAACGGCGCCGUCCACGGGGACGACGGCGAGCUGGCGGACGCGUUUGGCUUCGGCGGCAGCGGCGAGUUCGACUGGGACGCGCUGGCUGCCGACAUGAGCGACAUCGCAGGAGGCCACGGCGGCGCGCUGGGCGCCAAUGGCGGGUUCCAGAUGGACGAUCUGCAUGAGGUCGAACAGUUUGGCGGGUGCAUGCCCAUCCCUAUUUGGGACAUUUGAAAUCUCAUCGGUAGUCAUGCACAAGCUUUGAGCAAAUUUCUAGCCUAUCUGCAUGCAGAUGGGUCAUUUCAGUGAUGCAAAAGCUUUAAUUCUUCCAAGUUCAUGUAGUCUGAUCAUCUGAUGGGUAACGAGUUUUUUGUUUAAGAAUGAUGGGUAAUGAAUCUGCAUGCGUUUCAUGAAUCUGCAACAAAGUCUUGAUCUGUUAAGUGCAAAAAACUAUUCUAGAAGUAGGGGAGAUCAGAGCUUGUUUUUGCAUACCAUUUAAAACCUUGUUUGGAUUAAGAAAAAACAAAACGCAGAAAUAUAGAUAUAGAACAAUAAACAUAGAAAUGCACGUGUAAAAUAGAAGAAUUUUUAAAAAAAACAUGUAUAGGUGUUUGGAACGCAUGAAUUUUAUGAAAUAAGACUCUUGUUGCUUAACUAACAAGGUAAUAAAUUCCCUUUUUAUGGUUAAAAAUCACCUCAUUGUUGCUCACUUCACAGGGAAAGUUUCCCUUAGCUUUGGCCUUAUUUUUCCCUUGAUUUCGACUGAAGGAGUAAAGAAUAGAGAAACUCAGGAAAAGUUUCCGAAAGAAUUUUUAUGCCAUUCAUAUAUUCCGAACACCACGGUAGGAAAGAAAAAAAAACUAUAGUUUUCAAUUCUUUGAUUUGAAAAUCCUCCAUCCAAAACAGGCCCUAAAAGGUCGUUAAAAAUUUGACAAAAAAUCCACCUCCUAGAAGUAUCAUAUUGCGUGGGGUCGCUUAUCUCGAACACAGUCUAUGUGGGCUGUGGUUACCAUAUCACAAUCAUGAAACGCAAGGCCCUAAAAUAACUCUUCUCAAGACGGAAUCAACACACAGUUCGUAGAAAAGAUGUGAUGCAAUAUUUGUCAGGCUUCCAAGCAAGAAAUUUUUCGUGAUUAUUAGCGCAGAAUAUAGGGGGUCUAUAGCACCAAACAAGUAAAGUCAAAAGAUAAAUACUAUAAAGCAACCCAAAAUUAUUGCAUCAUUGUUGACGUCUUGGAAGAUUCU
This is a messenger RNA of Oryza sativa Japonica Group (Japanese rice), 2217 nucleotides long. RefSeq names its product dehydration-responsive element-binding protein 2E. The record is from RefSeq and is a predicted model, not a curated record. Gene Ontology annotation, molecular function: DNA-binding transcription factor activity; transcription cis-regulatory region binding. Lineage: Eukaryota; Viridiplantae; Streptophyta; Magnoliopsida; Poales; Poaceae. Gene Ontology annotation, cellular component: nucleus. Gene Ontology annotation, biological process: positive regulation of DNA-templated transcription; response to stress.